UGCAAAAAUAACACGUAGCACACCGUCACCACACACGCGCAUGCAAGAGUCGUCAAACAUACAUUUUGUUGGAGGUAGAUCUACAAAACACGAACAAAUUUAUGAUUUGCUAGAUGCUAUUCGAGUAAAGUUGUCUAUUUUACUGAAGAUUUGAGCCGAAGAAGAAUUGUGGUAAACUGAAGAACUUUCACCAUGAAGAAAGCUUUUGUAGUUUUGUGCUUUGUGGUGUUCUGCCUCAACGCCCUCAUGAUGGUGAGGGCAGAGGAAGAUGAAGAAGAAGAGGAAAAGGAGAAUGACAUUGGAACAGUUGUUGGUAUCGAUCUCGGAACAACAUAUUCCUGUGUUGGUAUCUUCAAGAAUGGCCGAGUGGAAAUUAUCGCCAAUGACCAGGGUAACCGUAUCACACCAUCGUACGUGGCUUUUACCGCUGAAGGGGAGCGUCUCAUUGGUGAUGCCGCCAAGAACCAGCUGACUAGUAAUCCUGAGAACACCAUAUUUGAUGCCAAGAGAUUGAUUGGCCGUACAUGGGACGACAAAGCUGUACAGCAUGAUCUCAAGUACUUUCCCUUUAAGGUCAAGAACAAGAACAACAAGCCCCAUGUUGAGGUCAAUGUAGGGGAUGGCAAGAAACUCUUCGCUGCAGAGGAAAUCAGCGCAAUGGUCCUCAUCAAGAUGAAGGAAACUGCUGAGGCUUAUCUUGGUAAGAAAGUGACCAAUGCUGUGGUAACGGUUCCAGCCUACUUCAACGAUGCCCAGCGCCAGGCCACUAAGGAUGCUGGUGUCAUCGCUGGUCUGAAUGUAAUGAGAAUCAUCAAUGAGCCAACUGCUGCUGCCAUUGCAUACGGUCUUGACAAGCGUGAAGGAGAGAAGAACAUCCUGGUGUUUGACCUCGGCGGUGGAACUUUCGAUGUCUCUCUUCUGACAAUUGAUAACGGUGUCUUUGAAGUAGUAUCAACCAACGGUGACACUCAUCUCGGUGGUGAGGACUUUGACCAACGUGUCAUGGAGCACUUCAUCAAACUGUACAAGAAGAAGAAGGGGAAGGAUGUACGCAAGGACAACCGUGCCGUCCAGAAACUCCGACGUGAAGUUGAGAAGGCUAAGAGAGCCCUCAGCUCACAGCAUCAGGCCCGUGUGGAGAUUGAGUCUUUCUUUGAUGGCGAGGACUUCUCUGAGACACUCACCAGAGCCAAGUUCGAAGAACUGAAUGCAGACCUCUUCCGCUCAACCUUGAAACCAGUCAAAAGUGUAAUGGAUGACUCUGACCUGAACAUAGAUGAACUUCACGAAAUUGUCCUUGUUGGUGGCUCAACACGUAUCCCUAAAGUCCAGGCCCUCGUGAAAGAAUACUUCAAGGGAAAGGAGCCUUCCCGAGGAAUCAACCCUGAUGAGGCUGUGGCUUAUGGAGCUGCUGUACAAGCUGGUGUACUUAGUGGAGAUGAUGGCACAGGUGACCUUGUUCUUCUUGACGUCAACCCCUUGACCAUGGGAAUUGAGACUGUUGGUGGUGUAAUGACCAAACUUAUUCCAAGAAAUACCGUCGUCCCCACCAAGAAAUCACAGAUCUUCUCUACAGCAGCAGAUAACCAGCCCACUGUAACCAUCCAAGUAUUUGAAGGUGAAAGACCAAUGACAAAAGACAACCAUCUUCUCGGAAAGUUUGACCUGAACGGCAUCCCACCAGCCCCACGUGGUGUCCCCCAAAUUGAAGUCACCUUCGAGAUUGACGUAAACGGCAUCCUUAGAGUUUCUGCUGAAGACAAAGGCACAGGAAACAAAGAAAAGAUCACCAUUACCAAUGACCAGAACCGCCUCACACCCGAGGACAUUGAGCGCAUGAUCAACGAUGCUGAAAAAUUCGCAGAUGAUGAUCUUAAAGUUAAGGAAAAGGUCGAGGCAAGGAACGAACUUGAGAGCUACGCAUACUCACUCAAAAACCAAAUUAAAGAUGAGGAAAAAUUAGGAGGAAAACUAUCCGAAGAGGAGAAGGAAACCAUUAAUCAAGCUCUCGAUGAGCAAAUCGAAUGGUUUGACGCAAAUCAAGAUGCAGACAAAGAAGAAUUUGAAGCACAUAAAAAGGAAUUGGAAGAUAUUGUUACACCAAUCGUCAGUAAAUUAUACGAAGGAGCUGGCGGGGCCCCACCACCAGGGGGUGAGGAAGGAGAAGAUGAAUAUGAUAAGGAUGAGUUAUAAACAAAACUAGACGAGCCAAGAGACUCAUAAAAAUUGUUAUCAGAGGAGAGAUACUCAAGAUCUUUAGACGUCAGGAGCAAGUGUCAUAGCAAUUUGUUGCCACAUCUUCUUUUUUUUUUUUAAAUGAAAGAAAACACCCCCAAAAUGGCAAUAUACUGGCAAUAAUUGCUGAGUAAAGAUCUUGUGUUGAUGCAAAAAGGGAAAGCUAAAUUGCCAAUUGUUGGCUGUUAAUCAGAUCUCUCUUCAAAUGUAGAUUUACAGUUUUGUUAAUCAACAUUUGAGAGAUCUUUAUGUUGAAAACUUGUUGGACCUUUAAAAUUUAGUCCAUGGAUCCAAUUCUGUUUUGGAAGUGAUUUCACAAAACUGCAGGGAAUAAAUCUGAUAAAUGUUAUGGUCAUUUUUUAUCAUUCUUUGUUGGAUUCUCCUUGCGACCUUUUUGAACUUGUCCUAAUGUUUUAGGAAUAUUGAUGAACAAAUCUAACAGUUUAUGAUUUAUAAACAAACAGGUAAAUUAUUUUACUUUUAUUUUUUCUUGCAUUUUGCCUUAGACCUGGUUAGAUUGAUUAAUUUCUAGAUAUUUUGAAAGACUGUCUCAAAUUCUACUUUGGUAUACAUGUACAAUGAAAUUCCAUUAUUCGUGAAUAAAAUUUGAAGUAACGGGCUUUUUUUUCAAAUUUCAAACACUUAAUCUUUGAUCCUUUUGGCCAAUAAAAUCAGCCAACCACUCAAUAAUACUUUAUAUAAAACAGUAAUUAAAUUUCCCCUUGGGUCAAGGUGCCUGAGGGUUUGCUUUUGGUAUCAGAACCCAAUUACAUCAAUUUCACUUUUUGUAACGGCGCCCAAUAACAAAUUUUCUCCUUGAGCAAAUUUCCUUCAUAUUUUCUCAAGAAGAAAAUUGUUAUGGGGCGCCAUAAUGUUUUUUUCUUCCCGGUGUUAUUGACUAGUGCAAGAGAACAGAAUGGGAAAUACAAAGCUGGAAACAUUUUGAUAGCUUUAUCAUGAAUAUUGAUGAUAGACUCGAAGGAACUUGAACGUGCAUAAUCAUUGUAAUGCAUAACAUGCAGUCCUGAGGGAAAGUCUUUUUCUUUGAAUUUUUUGGUGUUUUGUUUAAAUUGUACGGUCUUCAUGGAUUUGGUGUACACUUUGCAAAAUGAGAACACCAACUCUAUGUGUGAAAAGUUAUAUAAUUUAUUAUUGUCUUGUCACCGCAUUAUGAGGCAUUUUUUAUAAGUGCGUGUGAAAUAAAACUUUACCAAAUACAUGUACUGAAACUGUUUUGAAAA
Molecule: messenger RNA, 3476 nt
Organism: Asterias rubens (European starfish)
Lineage: Eukaryota; Metazoa; Echinodermata; Asteroidea; Forcipulatida; Asteriidae
Product: endoplasmic reticulum chaperone BiP-like
Exons: 10
Coding region: 193-2193 (666 amino acids)
Biological process (GO): protein refolding; endoplasmic reticulum unfolded protein response; cellular response to unfolded protein
Cellular component (GO): endoplasmic reticulum lumen; cytoplasm; nucleus
Molecular function (GO): misfolded protein binding; heat shock protein binding; ATP-dependent protein folding chaperone
Source: RefSeq, a predicted model, not a curated record